AUGAUUCCCACAUCGACAACCAUCUUCACCGAAGCGGAAGAACUUGCUAUUUCGCAAAUCUCCUCUCAUUCCAAGGCUGAGGAGAUUGCGUGGGCCAGCAUUUUUGGAGUGCUGUCAAUCUUCAUCGUGGUGGAGAACCUACUUACCAUCGUUCUCUUUGCUGUCAACAAGAAGAUUCGCAAGAAGAAGAGCCUUUUCCUUGUCAUCAACAUGGCGACUGCUGAUCUGAUAUUUGGAGCUUUAGCCCUGCCCCUGUAUAUUUAUCUCGGCUUUGGUAUGCCGGACUAUAAGGAACUUGCGAUCCAAAACGGUGACUCGAUUCUGAUAUUGUCUUUGGACAUUACCUCGAAAGUCUCGCUGGUAGCCUCGUUACUAUCUGCGGCCCUCAUUGCCUGUGAAAGAUUUUACGCCAUAUAUCAGCCUUUAAAUCAUCGAACUCUGACUGCGCGAAAAUACCGCAUUGUUAUUUUUGCAAUAUGGAUAAUGGCCCUGCCGUUCUCCAGCUUGGUGUUCUUGAUCCCAGGGCAAGAAUGCACAUACGUGGGGAUGCCAUUCGCCUCGAUUCUGCUCACCAUCAUCUGUGGUUGUAACAUUGCAAUUUGGAGAAAGUUUCAACGUGGGAAUGUCGCCUCACAACAGAAAAACAAAGCCUGCCGAAAGGAUCGCUUGACGAAGACUUUGAUACUUGUCUCCCUCCUUGCAUUGAUCUGCUGGCUUCCCUUUGUCUUUUCAAAUGCUUUAAUGGGGCUUGGCAUUACCGUACCGUGGAGACAUGUUAUGAUUGUCAACCUGCUUAAUUUUUCCAACUCAUGCGUAAAUCCUGUGGUGUAUGCCUCAAGAGUUCCGGAGUUUCAACAAGCGCUGGCUUUUUGUUGUGGCGAACGUCAGAAAUUGUUGAAGAAGGAAAGCACUGAAACGUCAAGUAGCAAGAAUACUGCCUUUACCUCAACGACACAGAUAAAAAAAUUGGAAGCCGAUUCCUCACACCCACACGUCGAGGAAGCUAUGGAUGUCAAACUGUACUCAACCGAAAAACAAGAGCUAGUUACGUUUAUUAAGUAG
Stylophora pistillata is the source of this 1062-nucleotide messenger RNA. RefSeq names its product galanin receptor 2a. Gene Ontology annotation, biological process: G protein-coupled receptor signaling pathway. Gene Ontology annotation, molecular function: G protein-coupled receptor activity. The record is from RefSeq and is a predicted model, not a curated record. Gene Ontology annotation, cellular component: plasma membrane. NCBI's taxonomy places the organism in Eukaryota, Metazoa, Cnidaria, Anthozoa, Scleractinia, Pocilloporidae.